GCAUGACACACGCCCCGCCCACCAGGUCAGCUUUCUGUUUACAUAACAUUGUUUUCCUCUCGUUUCUUCGGUGUUGUUCUGCGCAGUGAUUUGUUUUGCGAAGCUGAGCUCCGGUGAAAAAUGUUUCUCAAGGUUGUAGCUCCACUUGUGGUGGUCUUCCUGGCCGUAGAGAGUGGUGGGCUUCUCGGAGCCCCGGAGGAUGUGGACAGUAACAGGGAAGAUGUCCAGCAUGCCCUGCAGUUCGCCGUCAAUUCUCAUAACAAAAAGACCAACGACCUGUUUGUGGCUCAGGUUGUGUCAGUGAGGAAGGCACAGAUACAGGUUGUUUCUGGUUUGAACUAUAUUUUCACUGUUGAGCUGGUCAGGACAUCCUGCAGAAAAGGUGGUGUCCAGGAGGUGUGUGUGCCCCAUCCAGACCCAACUAUUGCAAAUCCUCAGGUGUGCAACCUGAAGGUCUGGAGUCAGCCUUGGAUGAACUCCAUGAAAGUUACGGAGAACACCUGCCAGUAGAAUUCAAGUUACACGGCCCAGAUUUGUUUGGCCUUCUUAGCAACUGCAAUAACUUUUUUUUUUUUCCAGUAAUAAAUUAACUAGCAUGAGCACAUAUAAUCUGUCAAGUUAUUGGUUUGCAUGUAGUGAGUGUCUUGUCAGUAAAUUACUCUGAGAAUUUUUUGACUGUCACAAGCUUAAGCAAUAACCUUCAGUGUGUUCAAAAAAUAGCAGUGCAACAUCACUAACCUGAUGAACCACUUUAGUAGAAGUGAUAUUUCUGCAUGGCAAGUAAUCUAUUUGUAGAUGUCGUCAUGUAAUAGAAACACAACGGGCCCAACUGUCAUGACCUGCAUGCUGCUUGUUCUCAGUAAUUGACCCAUUCAUUGAAAGGGGUGUGUUCAAAAUAGCAGCAUUGUGGAGUUUAGAGAAUUCAUUCUGUGGGAAAAAAGGAAGCAAAUGUUUCACACAUUUUAUAACAGAUGUAUUUCCUUCUGAAUUGCUCAGUAGAAUGGGCCACUCCAAACGUUGUUCGGAGGAACAAGGUAAUUUGGUUAAGAAGUUGAUUGGAGAGGGGAUAACGUAUAAAGAAGUGCAGCAAAUUAUAGGAUGUUCAGCGAAAAUGAUCUCAAAUGCUUUAAAAUGGCAAAAAAUCCUGAAACACGUGGAAGAAAACAAGCAACUACUGUUAAAACGGAUUGAAGAAUCAUCAGAAUGGCAAAGAUUCAGCCAAUCACCACCUCCAGAAAGCUCAAAGAUGAUCUAAAAUUACCUGUAACGGUCAGAAGACGUUUGAUCGAAGCUAUUAACAAGAAGCUCCCGUAAAGCACCACUGCUGAAAAAACAGCAUGUGCAGAAUCAGUUAAAAUUUGCCAAGGAACACGUUGAUUGGCCCAAAAAGAAACAGCAUAGCAUUCUGUGGACUGAUAAGAUUAAAAUUGUUCUUUUCAGGUCUAGUGGUCAUCGACAGCAUGUCAUACGACCCCCGGGUACUGAAUUCAAGCCACAGUACACUGUGAAGACAGUGAAGCAUGAUGGUGCAAAAAUCAUGGGAUGGGGAUAUUUUUCAUACUACAGUGUUGGGCCUAUUUAUCAUAUACCAGGCAUCGUAGAUCAGUCUGAAUAUAUCAAAACACUUGAAGAGAUUGUUGCCAUCUGCCCAAAAGGAAAUGCCCCUGAAAUUGGUGUUUCAACAAGACAACCCCAAACACAUGAGUAAGGUGAACAGGUCAGUUCCAGACAAAAAGGAUUGAGGUAAUGGAGUCGCAGCCUCGGCCCCAUUGAAAACUUGUAGGGUGACAUUAAAAAUGCAGUUUCUGAAACAACCCAAAAAUUUACAGGAACUGUGGAAUAUAGUUCAUUCAGCCGGAGUUGAAAUACCUGUUUAGAGGUGCCAGAAGUUGGUUGACUCAAUGCAACACAGAUUAUCAAAAACGGUGGUUAUGCAACUAAAUAUUAGUCCAGUUUGACGAGAAAAAUGUUGACACUGCCAUUUUUUGAACAGAUUAUUAUUCCUUUUCUUUGCUUCCUAUAAAAGACUAACACAGACUUGAUAAAAUUUGUUAAUGCUUUGAUUUGGAACGGAAUGUAUAAUGUUUCCAUGAUGCUUGAAAUAGAAAUAAAAGCUAUUCAAAAUA
Molecule: messenger RNA, 2126 nt
Organism: Neoarius graeffei (lesser salmon catfish)
Lineage: Eukaryota; Metazoa; Chordata; Actinopteri; Siluriformes; Ariidae
Product: cystatin-like
Exons: 3
Coding region: 121-510 (129 amino acids)
Molecular function (GO): cysteine-type endopeptidase inhibitor activity
Source: RefSeq, a predicted model, not a curated record